Messenger RNA from Telopea speciosissima, 1746 nucleotides. Its product is annotated as pentatricopeptide repeat-containing protein At3g53170. The coding region runs from base 74 to 1660 and encodes 528 amino acids. The record is from RefSeq and is a predicted model, not a curated record. The transcript has 3 exons. NCBI's taxonomy places the organism in Eukaryota, Viridiplantae, Streptophyta, Magnoliopsida, Proteales, Proteaceae. Gene Ontology annotation, molecular function: protein binding.
CAACGACCACAGGAGCAGCAGUUGCGUCUCUAAUGGCUUCGGACUCUGUUUGAAUUGGAGUUUGUAAUUCAAAAUGGAGCUGCUCCAGGUUCAGUUCCCUGAUGCCGCUAAAUCUAAACUGUGCUUUUCCCCGUCGUCUUCAGCUUCUCUUACGUUCGGUUCUCGCGUUGUACUUCCCUGGAAACCAGCGGACAGAGCAAAACAGUCCUCUUCUUUUCCCUUCUUCGUGAAGUCGGAGAAAAGGAGCAUUGAGACAUCGAAAGGGCUUCGGAGAGUGGCGAAGAAAGAUCUUUCACGGAUUCUUCGGACUGAGGCUGCUACUAAAGGUAUUGAGAAGAAAGCCUAUUCCGCCAAAUCAAAUAGCCUUUGGCCCAAAGCGGUUUUGGAAGCUUUAGACGAAUCAAUACGUAACAGCCUCUGGGAAUCUGCUCUCAAGAUAUUUGGACUUCUUCGUAAGCAACACUGGUACCAACCAAGAUGCCAAACAUACACCAAGCUCUUAAUGAUGCUUGCAAAGUGCAGGCAACCUAAGCAGGCAAGUUUUCUAUUUGAGGUUAUGCUAUCUGAAGGGCUCAAACCUACUAUUGAUGUUUACACUUCACUUGUGAAUGCUUAUGGCCUCAGUGGUCUUUUAGAUGAGGCAUUCCAUACGGUGGACCAUAUGAAGUCCGUGUCGGACUGUAGACCAGAUGUAGUCACGUAUUCAAUCCUCAUCAACUGUUGCGCUAAAUUCCAUCGUUUUGAUCUGAUUGAUCCAGUGCUCACAGAAAUGUCAUAUUUAGGAAUCCAGUGUAGCACUGUUACAUACAACACCAUCAUUGAUGGGUAUGGGAAAGCUGAGAUGUUUGAAAAGAUGGAGAAAUCAUUAAUGGACAUGAUUGAGAGUGGUCAAUGCCUGCCUGAUGUUUUCACACUGAAUUCUAUCAUCUGGGCUUAUGGAAAUGCUGGACAGAUUGAAAAUAUGGAGAAGUGGUAUGAUGAGUUCCAGCACAUGGGGAUUAGAUCAGACAUAAGAACAUUUAAUACACUAAUGAGAUCAUAUGGAAAAGUGGGCAUGUUCGAGAAAAUGGUUUCUGUGUUUGAGUUUAUGGAGAAAAGGUUCUUCUCUCCAACCAUCAUUACCUUCAAUAUAAUUAUUGAGAUGUUUGGGAGAAAAGGAAAUAUAAAAGUGAUGGAGUACUUUUUCCAAAUAAUGAAGAACCGGGGCAUAAAGCCUAAUUCUAUUACUUACUGUUCUCUUGUUAGCGGAUACAGUAAAGCUGGACUUUUGGACAAGGUUGAUUCUAUCUUGAGGCAAGUAUAUAAUUCUGACAUAGUUCCAGACACUCCUUUUUUCAAUUGUGUCAUCAGCACAUUUGGCCAGGCUGGUAAUGUUAAGCGGAUGGAAGAGAUGUUCUUGAUAAUGAAGGAGAGGAAAUGCAUGCCUGAUAAGAUAACCUUUGCCACUAUGAUCCAGGCCUAUAAGGUACAGGGGAAUUUGGAGGCUGUGCGUGAGUUUGAGAUGGAGAAAUUUAACGAGGAAAAAAAUUCAGGUUCAAAAGCUAAGAAUGGCAGUUCAGGUAUUUCAGCCACACAGGAAACGUCCAAACAUGUUAUACCUCUCCUUUCAGUGGCCUCCUCCAUGGCCAAAAAGCAUAUUACUCAUUCAUGCUGGAGGUGAUCAAGUUAUCAAGUCUUAAGACAUUGGGCAUAUCGGUGUAUUGGAAUUGCAGUUAUGGAGACAAGAAACGAUACGAAUCACCAUGG